GCAUUCUUCGUCAAUAACCAAUCUCGAGCUCCAACUCAAUUCCUUGCUCUUAAUUCUAAAAAUAUCAACGUAUAUUCUCCAGGGCAACAUGGAGCAGCAGCUCCUCCAGCUCCUCUCAGACACCCAGUCGACCGCUCCCGCGACGCGCAAGAAUGCAGAGGGGCAGCUUCUUGGCCUUUACACCAACGAGCACUUCCCGCUCUCCCUCGCGUCAAUCGCUUCUCAUACCUCCGUACCCGUCCCCUUACGACAAUCCGCGCUAUUAAUCCUUCGGACUUUCAUCGUGUCGGCAUGGUCCUCACAGUUGGAUGAAUUCAAGGGCCAGGUCCUCGUCAAUGACGCGAACAAAGUCCACCUGCGACGCGUCCUGCUCGAGCUGGCCAUCUCUCUUGAAGACGACCGAAAAGUCAAGGCGUCGGCGAGCUAUGUCGUCAGCAAGAUCGCCAGUGCAGACUUCCCAGACGAGUGGCCCGAUCUGCUGCCGACCCUGCUUCAAGUGAUUCCCACAAGCAAUGACACUCAGCUGCACGGAGCGCUCAGGGUUCUCUCGGACCUUGUUGAAACGGGAUUCAGUGAAGAACAGUUCUUCAAGGUUGCUCGAGAACUGGUCUCGACUGUUUUCAACGUUGCAACUAAUGGCGCCCGGAAAGCGACCUUACGUGCACUUGCCGUAUCCGUCUUUCGCGCGUGUUUCGACACCUUGGAGAUGGUGUUGGAGCAGCACAAGGCGGAGGUCAAGCAAUUCAUGGAUGAAGCAUUAAAUGGAUGGUCGCCAUUCUUUAUUGCUACCUUGAAGGAGCCACUUCCUCCGACACCAACUGAAGAGGAAGAAGCUUCAGACGCCCAAGGACCAACUCAGUGGCGGGGCUUAAUUGCAUUGAAGUUACAGGUUGUUAAGACAUUGAUGAAAAUCCGUAAUGUCUUUCCAACUCUCCUUACCCCGCAUAGCACUGCUCUCUUCACUACGAUAUGGACCGAACUAUCCACCCUUCAAGCCGUAUACUAUGAUCUUUACAUUCAGGACGAAAGACAGGGUAGAUUGGAGGAUGCAGACGGCCUGCCUUAUACACUCGAUUUUCUGGUUCUGGAGGAAUUGGAUUUUAUGCAGAGCUUGCUACGCGCACCUCCAGUCAGAACGGAGCUUCAAAAUCAACUACAGGCUGCAGGGGGUACAGCUACAACCACCAGUUGGCUUCCAGAUGUUCUCAAGCUCGCCAUCUCAUACGCUCAGAUUUCUACGGAAGAGGAAGGAUUGUGGGAUAUCGAUGUAAAUUUGUAUAUCUCUGAAGAGAGUUCUGUGACAUCAAAUUAUACUCCUAGAACCUGCAGUGGCGACGUGGUUAUCAAGUUGGGCGAAUGGCUCAAAGUGACGGUUGUUAAAGCUCUUCUUGCACAUAUCAAUGUCGUCUUCUCUGACACAACUUCGAGCUGGAAAUUACGAGAAGCUGCGCUUUAUGUAGUCAAUCAGUUGCUUCGAGACUUUCACGAGGUUUCUGAAAACAUUCCGCUAGACAUUGCCAACGGGUUCAACAACUUCAUCCGGUUUUGCAUACAGCAAGAUGACGUAUUCCUCCGGGCUCGUGGGUAUCUUUUGGCCGGUAAAGUGUCAAUGACGGCAGGCGAAGGCUUCCAUCAAACGGCAUUGUCAUAUCUAGAAGCAAUUGUCAAAGCUAUCUCUAGCGAUUCCUCCGAAGUUGUUCAAGUAGCUUGCAUUUGCGCGUUGCAAGACUUAUUGCCUAACCUUCCACAGGCAUUGACAAUGCCGGUUCAGCUCCAGAUGAUUGGCACUUUGUCCGACUACAUUGCCUCCCAUGACCUCCGUGAUAUGACUGAAGGAGAUGAUCUCAAAUUUACCUUGGCUAACGCGGUUCGAGAUGCUAUUAUGAUUGACCCUGGCGUCGUUCUUUCUUCUGUGGCUCUUGAUCUCCUGUUCAACAUUGCAAGCAACGGAGCAAGCAACUUCCAGCUGGGAAUGAUAGUGACUGAGACCUUUGAAGAAAUUGUGCAGCACAUUGCCGAACAGGGCGCCGACGCAUAUAUCCGUCUCUGCGAGAAAGUCUUGCCAUCUUUGAACGGAGCCAUUGACAUUGGCAAUUUGACACAAGAAAGUGCUUUGACUAAUCUAGCGGUUGAGCUGCUACGUGCCCUUGCUGAAAAUGGCUUGGAGCCACUUCCUCAGGGGCUUGUCGCUUCGGUGAUGCCUAAGCUAAACCGCUUGUUGCUUGCGUCCACAGAGCCUGACCUUCUACCUCCGGCGACUCUGGCUGUUAAACACAUGCUGGCACACGACCCUGACCAGUUCUUUGCUUGGCGCGAUCCUCAGACCGGCAAAGACGGAGUCGAAAGUGCGCUAAUUAUUAUUAGUCGCCUUUUGGGUGAAACCGUGGAAGACAGCGCUGCAGCUGAGGUUGGCGCAUUGGCCGCCGAACUGGUUGAAAAAGCUGGUGCUGAGAAGCUUGGGCCAUUCCUUCCCCAACUCCUUCGUGCAGUAGCACAACGUCUCGCCACGGCAGAACAGGCACAAUUCAUCCAGAGCUUGAUCCUAGUAUUCGCGCGGUUGUCUCUUGUUAGUACUCGAGAUGUCAUCGACUUCCUUGCACAGCUCGAUAUCGGCGGUAGCUCCGGGCUAAAUGUCGUGCUCAGCAAAUGGCUGGAAAACUCCGUCAACUUCGUCGGCUUUGACGAGAUCAGGCAGAAUGUGAUUGCUCUUGCGAAGCUUUAUGCGCUUGGAGACCAGCGGAUCUCUGAAGUGCAAGUUAAAGGUGACCUUAUCAUCCAGGAUACUGGCCGAAUUAAGACACGUUCUCAGUCUCGACUCAAUCCAGACCAGUAUACCAUCAUUCCCGCUCCCUUGAAGAUCAUUAAAAUUCUCGUUGAAGAGCUUUCUUCGGCAUCUGGCAUGAAGGGGAUCAACGCUGCUGGAUCUGUUGUAGGUGCUGAAGACCUUGAAAGCGAUGAUGACAACGAUGAUUGGGAAGAUGUUCCUUCCAACAUUCUUGACCUGGGUCUUGGUAUUACGAAACAGGAAUUGAUGGCCUUCGGGGAGGGUGAUGUUUUCCGUCAGCGUGACGACGAGACACAGGCAUACUUGUCCCAGUUCUUCCAUGAGGAGGCCGCUAAGCCUGGGUUCCAGGAGAUCUUUGCGGCACUGAAACCUGAGGAGCAAGAUCGAUUGCGAAGUUUGGGACAGUGAUUUGACUAUUGAAGGGGUUUGCCAAAGGCCGUUGAUGAUAAAGCGAAUCAAAUGUCAUCUACUUGGGUUUAAAGCCAUAACACUGAUAACGAGUCAGUCGAUUCAUCGGGAAGUUUCUGGAAGAAAGGAAAGCAAAAGAAGUAGAAGAAGAAAAAAAAAAAAAAAGGAGAACAAUGAUUUAGUUGAUGACCUCAAGAUCGAAAGUCAUGAUGUCAGAGCCUUAAGAUGUUUGAUAGCUAUUGCUUCUUGAUACUAGUUGACAGAGAUACAUAUAGGCAUACGUAAAUAGAUGCUGGCGAAUUUGACAUCUCACCAUUACC
Molecule: messenger RNA, 3513 nt
Organism: Coccidioides posadasii C735 delta SOWgp
Lineage: Eukaryota; Fungi; Ascomycota; Eurotiomycetes; Onygenales; Onygenaceae
Biological process (GO): protein import into nucleus
Cellular component (GO): cytosol; nuclear envelope
Molecular function (GO): small GTPase binding
Source: RefSeq, a predicted model, not a curated record